Molecule: messenger RNA, 1519 nt
Organism: Salvia hispanica
Lineage: Eukaryota; Viridiplantae; Streptophyta; Magnoliopsida; Lamiales; Lamiaceae
Product: 7-deoxyloganetic acid glucosyl transferase-like
Molecular function (GO): quercetin 3-O-glucosyltransferase activity; quercetin 7-O-glucosyltransferase activity
Source: RefSeq, a predicted model, not a curated record
CUACAGAAACAAGAUGAGUUCCGCUUCCGACCAAGAAAAGCUCCGGGCACCGCCGCAUGUACUGAUUUUCCCGAUGCCGGUGCAGGGCCACCUCAACCCCAUGUUGAAGCUAGCCCAUCUCCUCUGCCUAGCUGAAUUCCACGUCACCUUCAUCAUCUCCGACUUCAACCACCGCCGCCUGCUCCAGCACAACACGGCAUCUGCCGCCUUCUCCCGCUACCCGGGAUUCCAGUUCCGGACUUUCCCGGACGGCCUCCCUGACGACCACCCCCGCAGCGGUCACAGAGCCAUGGAGCUUGUGUCUUCCGUCGCAAACGUCACAGUCCCACUCUUCAAGAAAAUGAUGAUCCAAGAAAACUUCUUGGCUUCCGCCGCCCGUCGACCAGUUACCUGCUUCGUUGCCGACGGUCUGCUCAGUUCCGCCCCCGACUUUUGCCAAGAGAAUGGAAUUCCUCUCAUCUUCUUUGGAACUGCCUCCACCUCCUACUUGUGGGCUAUUUUCCGUUUUCCUCAGCUUCUUCAAGCUCAAGAAAUUCCUUUCCGAGGAAAAUCGAUGGAUGGAUUAAUAGAAAGCAUACCGGGAAUGGAAGAUUUUCUACGGAGGCGUGACUUGCCGGGUUUCUACCGUGUCGACGACGUAAACGACCCCACUCUCAAGGAAGUUGUAGCUGCAACGAGGCUGAUUGAGAGGGCGCAAGCCGUAAUAUUUAACACUUGUGAAGAUUUAGAGGGGAAGAUAGUUGCUGAGAUACAUAAACAUGUGCCAAGAGUUUUCUCCAUUGGUCCAAUCCACGAGCAAGUGAAAUACAGACUGACGGAGAAGAAGGUGGAGUCCUCGAUAAUCACGGCCAGCCUAUGGGAGGAAGACCGGAGCUGCAUCGAAUGGCUAGACGCGCAGUCGCCUAAAUCCGUCAUCUAUGUGAGCUUUGGGAGCAUAGCACUUGUGACGAGAGAGCAAGUGUUAGAGCUCUUGCACGGCUUACUCGACAGUUCACAGAGGUUUUUGUGGGUCAUGAGGCCGGAUUCCAUCACCGGAAGCGACGGAGAGGAUCCAGUUCCGGCAGAAUUAAUGGAACGUAUUAAAAGGAAGGGUUUGUUGGUGGAGUGGGCCCCACAGGAGAAGGUGCUCAACCACCCUGCAGUUGGAGGGUUUAUGACGCACAGUGGAUGGAAUUCGACUCUUGAGAGCAUUGGUGCUGGCGUGCCAAUGGUGUGCUGGCCUUAUUUUGCGGACCAAAUGACGAAUAGUAGGUUUGUGAGUGAGGUUUGGAAGAUCGGAUUGGAUAUCAAAGACACUUGUGACAGAAAAAUUAUUGUGAAGGUAAUUAGGGAUUUGAUGGAAGUGAGAAAAGACGAGUUUAUGGAAAGGUCAGCAAAUUUGGCUAAACUAGUGAAAAAGACUGUUAGUAAAGGGGGUUCGUCACAUAAUAAUCUGGAUGGUCUCAUUCAGUAUAUUAGGUCGUUGGUGAUUUGAUUAUGGAUUGCCUAAUGCCAGUUGUGGUUUGAUGUGGCUUUGUUA